Molecule: messenger RNA, 2882 nt
Organism: Bactrocera dorsalis (oriental fruit fly)
Lineage: Eukaryota; Metazoa; Arthropoda; Insecta; Diptera; Tephritidae
Gene: Dnaaf6
Product: dynein axonemal assembly factor 6
Exons: 3
Coding region: 825-1445 (206 amino acids)
Biological process (GO): axonemal dynein complex assembly
Cellular component (GO): cytoplasm
Molecular function (GO): dynein intermediate chain binding; protein-folding chaperone binding
Source: RefSeq, a predicted model, not a curated record
CACGUUAUAGUUGCGUUGAUACUGUAAAUACUAUUCGUGAGCCUAUGUAAUAAGUCUUUAGCUUUAGUCUCAUCAGUUUGAGCCAUAUCUGCUUCAUUAUCUUAAAGUUGAUUAAUGAUUUCUAUCUGCUUUGAGCGAAAGGUUUUGAGAUCAUCAGAAUAUACACCCGCCUGUACUCCGUUGUCCAUUUUGGAUACGUUGGUAUAGAUAAACAUUGUAUCUUUUAUAAUUAAGACUCGAUUGUCGGAAAAUGCCAAGAAGUAACCUUGCGUUAUGUGAAAAUUUUCAUUCGGACCUUCUAAAAUAGGUCUGGACCUCUGAGAUGGUCGGGUUCUAUAAUUUAGACUCGGAUUUUCGAAAAAUAACAGCUUCCACUUUCCAGACAAAGUUUUUAAAACGGAAAGGAGUCACUGUUCAACAAUAAUCCUUCCAUUGUUGAGCUUUAGAAGAUUCUAGGCAGCAAUUAUUCACCAAAAAAUAAGUUACGGUCUUUACUCUAAUUGGUGCUGGUCUAAAUUUUCAUCACUUUGGAAUAUAAACAAGUUUUCCUACCAAAUUUGAAAGCUAGUCUUAACCACCGCCUUAUCCACAUAAGUAAAUUCCACAUUCCAACAAAUGACCGACAACGUUACCAUAGCAACCGUGCAACUUGUUGUUUGAUCAAUAUCUUCGAACUGCCAAACUGAAUACCGAACGCAAACAACAGUUCACUUAAUUAGAAAACUCAUCAAAGAAGCAAGAAAAACCGAACGUCCAAAAAAAAUUUCAAACAAAAAAACAGAAAUAACAAAGCUUUGCUGAAAAAUCGAAACACAAAACUAGAAAUGUCGCUUUUCGAAAAUCCUGAAAGCAUACGCAUGCUGCGCGAUUUGCUCACACCCCCCGAGGAGCGAGACAAUUCAGACACCGACGACGAUGAGCCGGUCGCCGGUGACAGCAAGCAGUGCAACAAUUUCACGCCCGCACAUUUUGGCAGCAGCAACGGCAAUGCAGGUGGCAGCAAACAAAAACAAGCGCAACAAGGAGGGCAAACACCCGAACGCAGCGCAUUGCCAACAAGCAUCGAAGAAUGGCAAAAGCAGCAGGAGCAGGAGGACAAUGAGAUUUUAGAGACGCGCCGACGACCCGAGUACAGCAUGACCUAUCGGCAAGCAGUGGGCACGGAGGACCUCUAUCUGCAGAUGGGCAAUCGCACUAAUGCCACGGCCAGUUGUGAGGAUUUGUUGCUGGAGAUACUGCUGCCGGACGAGACGACACCGGCGGAUAAAAUGGAUUUGUCAAUUACCGAAGAUGAAGUGGAUUUGGCGACGCCAAUUUAUCGCCUCAAAUUGCCACUGCCGCACAAGGUGAACGUGGACCGUUGCCGGGCCAAAUAUGUGGCUGAGCUGCGCAAACUCUGUCUGACGUUGCGACUGCAACGUGAAUUCGAUUAUGUGAACUUUUAGAAAGGCCAAGCGCUAAGCUGCUCAACGCUCGAUAGUCGCUGCACUAAAACAACAACAACAGCUGGAAUAACAACAACAACGGUAAAAUGCAAAGUAAAACUAGCAAUGCACUGCAGUGGAUUUGUUCUUCGCUCUAUUUUGUAUGCAAUAAAUUUUAUUGAGCAGCUAAUAAUAGUGUAUUUGUAUAUGUGUGUGUGAGUUGGUGCCUUGUUGUUGCACCAGCUGUGUGGGUUAAAUGAGUGCAUGUGCGGCGCUGUAGGAGAUUAUGUCAUGCAAAUGCGAUUUGCGCUUAAGUUGGCUGCGGCAUUUUGGUGCUAUGCAGUUGCGGUUAAGUCACUACCAAGCGGCCUUGCGGUUUGCGUUAUAAAUAUAAGCGAAUAGUAAGCUACAACCUCUCGAAAAUUUUUGCAAAGGACGGAAACUUAAAAACUACGCUUUCCGUUUAUAUGACAUGCUAUAAAACCUGAAUAAUUAAAUCGGUACAGGAUGGUUCAAAAUUCGCAUAAUUAUAAGAUAGAUCCAAAUUUCGAUAAGAAUACAUUAUAAGAUAGAUCCAAAUUUAAAAUAGAAUACAUUUUCGCAUCGAUAUACAGAAUAGGGUCCCAGAAGCUCUAAAUAUUUUUUGUCAGCUGAAUGUGCGGAACUUUCCUUUUUAUACAAUCCUGGAUUCGAAAUAAAAUAUAAUUAAGUGAGAAGAAGAAGUUUCUGAUAUGUACAAUGGUUGUCAUAUAAAUAACUUUACCCUUUAAUUGGAUUUUUCUUGUCCUUAGAAAGCACACCUGGUCGAAAAGGCAAACAGAAACUACAUAUAACUCUCAGAUUUUGUGUCUGUCCUUUAAAGUCGCUCAUAAAACAAAUAGGUUGUUGUCCUAGCUCAGCAAAGACUCUGUACAUUAUCGUCGAUAUCCGUCCAAUACACAUACAAAUGAGGUAUUAGACAAUGCUUAGCCAGCCAGUCGGCUCAUGAUUUCAGGUCAUUGGUGUCAGACUCGGCGGAACUACAGACGUGAUAUCAUACUCGACUCUUGUUAGUAAGAAGAAAGGACCGUUGGUACUAUGACUUUAAUGAGGGUUUAAAAGGUGAGACAGGACCUGGAGCGGGCUUAUUCUAUAGUAAUCCAUACUCAGUAGAGAGCUUCAAACUAAAUGGCUGCAAUUCAAUCUUUUGGGCCGAAAUGUUUGGCAUUACAUAAGGGUCAAGUGGAAUUCUGCUCUAACCAGAAAGUUCAUAAAUCUGCUAGUGGACAGCCAAGGGAGCUUCUGAUCUAACCAGUCCAUAAAGUACAUAUGUUAGUGGACAUCCAAGCAGCAAACAAGGCACUCCGUAGCCCUAACACUAAGUCUUACUGGGUUUGAUUAUGCAAGCAGGCAAUAACAAGAUCCUCAGUAGAUAAGUAAAUGAGUAUCGCACCGCGACCAAAGGUCUAUUGGCGCAAA